GUGCUACUACGUAUAUACAGUCAAAAGUCGCGUGGGGUGACGUAGCUCCAACCCUUCGUGGAAUUCUCCUUUCUCUCGUGGAAGAACGGCGCAGCUCGAAAGCGAAAGAAAGAGAGAGAGAGAGAAAGAUGGGGGGAAGAGGAGCAGAGUGAAAAAGAGAGCAUCGGCCACCGCACACGUCGCGUCGAACCAUCGACGAGCCUUCGUGCCAAAGGCAAACACCAUCCCAACCAGUCCAACCUCGAUACGCCUUCACCAAUGAUAAGAUAAAGAAUUAAGAGAGUUGGAGACGUAAACGGAGAAAAUCAUAAGAAGGACACAUUGUUAAAUGGGCGGACAAGAUAAUAACGGAACACACAGAUGACAACCUGUUAUGAAUCUCCAGAGGUGAACAUUGUUUUAAGCGAGGAAGAGAUACACAAGAGAUACCAAGAUACAGCGAUGGUGAUAUUUAAAGAACAACAGAGCAGAAGGAAAGAAGUCGUCAACUAUCUCAGUUUUGGAGACAGUCGCAGGACGAUGGAGUACAGUAGUAAUGGAAAUCAAACCGUUGUCAUACGUAGACCAAUAGUGGUUAGACAGAAUAAUUACUUACCUUCGCAUAUAUUAAAAGCUGGGAGGAAAUUGUACGAUAACUUAAUGUACAAAACACGUUCAAACUAAUCAUUAGUUCAAUAAAUUUGUUUGUGCGCCUUAACAUUGUAUCUAUUGAUGCUUCAAAAGAAUAAUAAACAAUUAUUCGCAAC
Odontomachus brunneus is the source of this 746-nucleotide messenger RNA. RefSeq lists its product as uncharacterized. The transcript is spliced from 3 exons. NCBI's taxonomy places the organism in Eukaryota, Metazoa, Arthropoda, Insecta, Hymenoptera, Formicidae. Bases 361 to 663 code for a protein of 100 amino acids. The record is from RefSeq and is a predicted model, not a curated record.